AUGGCCGGCUCCGGCGGCUCUCCCGACGCCGACGAUCCCAAUUGCGGCGGAGAUGGGGCUGAGCCCUGCAGCACUCCUCAAGAAUCCGACGACCGCUACUCCGCGCCCGCCUCCCCUCUCAGUACUCGCCCGUCCGGUCAGCCCCCGGGGACUUCGGUCGUCGCCAACGAGGGCUCCACCUCGUCCUCUGCCUGGGGAUCUGAUGACGACGACGAGCCCGCAGACAGAUACAAGAACCCGGCCUCCGCUUCCUUCCUCUUGGGACCGUCGAGCAGCACCAUGGGAGCGUCAUCCUCCUCGUCCUCCUUCUCCUCGGACAGCUGGAUCGGCAGCGACCGUACUUGCGGCGGCGCCUCGACCUCCAGCUCUCUGGACGCCUCCAACUACAGGGAUCUCUACAGGGAUCCACCCUCUGAGUGGAUGUAUAAUCAGAUUCUGGAAGCUCCUUUCUGGAGUCACGAGGCAUCUGAUGCUGUGAAGGCUUCUUGGAGAGACGAGUACGAGGCUUGUGAUGAUUUUUCUAUGGUUUUGCAGACAUCACAAAAUGGCUGCAAAAAAAUUCUUCAAAAGGAACCUUUAUCAUCUCUACCGCAUGAGUUUGAAAAUGAAAUUAUGAAAGAUAAGGCAAAAAAACUUUCGGCUAAUUACUCUGAAUAUCGGAAAGUACCUGGAGACGGGAGUUGCUUUUACAGAUCGUUCAUAUACUCAUACCUGGAGCAGCUUGUGAAAGUAUCUCACGAGGAGGAGCUACGUUUACUUGGUGCACUUGAACCUAUGUGGGAGAAAUUCCAAAGGCUUCAUUUGCCUGGUUCAUAUUCAGAUCUCCAUGAUGCUUUUGCAGGCUUCAUACUGGAAUGUAUGGAACAAAAACAAAAACUGUCAGUAAGUGGCUAUCAAGAGUGGCUUUUCCAGGAGAGUCAAAAUGAGCAGAAGUUUGCGAACGGUGAGAAUAUACAACAAUUUUCUUAG
Molecule: messenger RNA, 969 nt
Organism: Triticum turgidum subsp. durum (durum wheat)
Lineage: Eukaryota; Viridiplantae; Streptophyta; Magnoliopsida; Poales; Poaceae
Source: the annotation of a GenBank genome assembly